Molecule: messenger RNA, 2757 nt
Organism: Ophidiomyces ophidiicola
Lineage: Eukaryota; Fungi; Ascomycota; Eurotiomycetes; Onygenales; Onygenaceae
Exons: 3
Coding region: 1-2757 (918 amino acids)
Source: RefSeq, a predicted model, not a curated record
AUGCCUUCGGACGUCCCCCUCUCACAGUGGAUCAACCUCGACUUGGAGGCGCUGGCACUCAGUGUCUUCACGGGGGUCAUGUUCAUUGCCGUAUCAGUGCACUCCACGGCCGUCGUGUGCUCGUGCACAUACCGCGGGCUCGUCGCAAUUUUACGAGCAUUUGCCGUUGCGGCACGCGUUGUCUCGAGUGAAUACUCGAGCAAUGGCAUGAAAGGCGUCGUCAAGCGCGCCCUGAACAUGGCCCAGGCGCCCUUCAGACGGACCCGGUGCUAUCGCUUCCUUUGUCGACUGAUCCUCGGCGAUGUAGUGACCAUUGUGGCUGUCCCUGUCAUACUGCUUGUGCUGUACCUCACAAAAGUCAACUACGGUGACCCGGCGUGGUACUAUAUCACUGGUGUUGUUGAUGGCAUCGUCAGUCCAGUCGAUGCGGUGUCCAGCUAUUGCACCCACACCGAAACGAUGUCCCUUCGCCAGAGAUUUAGAGAGAACCCGAAUCUCCGGUUGUUUUGUGAGGGAGAAGGCGACGGUUACCGCAUAUUGAUGUGGUGGACCAGCACAAAACUGGAAACAACUCUCGACUGGGAGCUCUUGGAGCCAAUUUUAGUGUACUGCGUUUCGUUGUUAUUUGGCCUGUUUAUACUGGCAGUAUUUUUCUUCAACCACGAACGCAGAAGCGAAAAGGGCACCCAGACCGACUCCACUGUUGACCUGAACGGAAACAGCAAAGGGCUGUCAGAAAAGGCCACUGAGUUGCUUUCCAAAAUUACCCAACUCGAGGCUUACAAGGAGGCCGCUGGGUCGACCGUUGACCAGCUUAAGGGGGAUAUUCGGCUAAAGGAUCGCAAGGUCCAGAAACAGAGUAUCGAACUGGAGUGUCUUCGGAAGGCCAACGAUACACUGCUGGCAGCGAACAAGGAGCACGUUUCUCAAUGCCAAACCUGUGCCGAGAAGUUGUCAAGAGUCGAGGAAGAUACCACUCUUGACCAGGUCCGUGAGGAGCUGCGAUAUGCGCAGGGCUUAAAAACCCUUCUCAUGUACGGCUACAACUCCCUCAAACAACUGGCUGGUACCUUUGCAGAGCUGAGUCUCGGCGAGCAGCUUCUCUUUUUCACUAGUGAAAUCGAGAAGAAAUGCGAAGCCGUGAUUACCUCGGGUGUCCAGUCAUGGGAUGAGGUACGUGACACUCUCGGCACCGAGUUGGUGAGUGUGCUCAAGGAGGCAUCGGAGUGCGCAGCCGAGAUUCGACUCCAAGCCCCUGAUCGGGAACAUCUUGCCAAACAACACGUCGAGCUUCUGAACCAAAAGCUCAACAAAUGUCGACGUCAAAUGCGCCUGAUCAAAGCCGAAUUCGAAAGCCGCCAAAUUCGUGACAAGUCGGCAGACAAGAACCAUAGCAUCGAGGUCGAUAGCAUGCGCCGCGAGCAUGCUAUCCAUGUCAAGGACCUAGAAGCGAAGAUUGCUGACUUGGAGCAAGCCGGAGAAGCCCAAGCAACAAGAGCUGCCACACAGGUCAAGGACCUAGAAGUAAAUAUUGCUGACUUGGUACGAGCGGGAGAGGCCGGAGAAGCUCAAGCGGCAAACGCUGCCAUACAGGUCAAUGACCUCGAAGCAAAGAUUGCCGACUUGGUACGAGCAGGAAUGGCUGGCGAAACCGAAGCGGCAAACGACAAGCAGCGCAUGAACGAGGAGCUGGAAAGCUAUAAGAACGAAAUUCUCUCCAUGCGUCAAAAGCUGAGCAGCGCAGAGGAAAAGUUCGCCGCCCUCGAACGUGAGCUUAGCGAGGCCCGAUCCCUGAAUAACACCGUCGAUAUUCAGCGGACAAUCAACCAGGGUCUCUCAAUUGUCGUUAGCCAAAAGGACGCUGCGCUUCAACAGCUCAACCAAGAGCUGGCCAAUGCCAUUGAAAGAGAGGACGCUCUGAAGAAGGAGAUAGUGCAGAAGGCCGCUUUGCCAGGGAGCCAAGUCAUAGAGCCCACCCAGCCAACCAAGGAGGCAAUACACAUGGGCGAACUUGAGAGUCAACUGGUUGCUGUAAACCAGUAUUGCAGCGAAAUGGGCCAAAAGCAAGGUCGACUACUCGACGAGCUGGCCGACAAGUCUCGGGAGCUGGCGGCAGAGAAAUCGAAGAUGCGCCAGGUCCAGAUCGAAAACGACAAGUUCUUCGGGAUAAGGAAGAGUGUCGAGGCGGAAAUGCGAGAGCUGUGCAAGCAGCACGAGAAGGAAAGGAAGGAGAUCGGCAACGCCAAAGCCAACGCGGUGGGUAAACUGCAGGUACAGCUCAUUGAGCAGGGGCAUGCCAUCGACGACCUUCAGCGCAAGCUCAAGGAGGCCCAAGACACGAUCAGCUCGUCCAUGGACAUGGGAGCCGUUCAACGGAUCCAAGAGCUUGAAGUCGCGGCCGAGAAGCUGAAGGUGCAAGGCCAGAAGCACACCGACAUCGAGCUGGCGCUGCGGAAAGAAAACCAAGACCUGAAGCAGCGCCUCGAGCAAGUGGGACGGGAGCAAAGCACCAAGAAGGCGGUUGGCUCAGUCUUUGCGGAGCCCAAGGGGCGGAUCCAGAAACUGCAGCGCGACGUGCAGGCGGCGCGGCGAGAUCUCGAGAUAAUGGAGGAGAUGAGAGACCGGCUCGCGGAAGAAAUCAGAGAGUUUAAGCUGUUCUAUGGGCCUAUGAACGAGAGCCGUGAGCCGCGGACGCCCUUGACAGUCCAAGGGAUGCAGCUCGUCCUCCAGAACGAGCGCGAAAUAAUGCGCAUGUGA